Rubroshorea leprosula is the source of this 490-nucleotide messenger RNA. The record is from the annotation of a GenBank genome assembly. Lineage: Eukaryota; Viridiplantae; Streptophyta; Magnoliopsida; Malvales; Dipterocarpaceae.
AACAAAAACAGUCACAUAAUCCAAAAAUUAAAAUUCAUCCAUCCCUAAUUCUAAGAAAUUUAGCUAUGCAUAAUUAUGUUCUCAACAGCAGCCAUAAUUCGGUAAUCCCAGCAGACAAUCAUGAUAAAAAAUUCAAGUUAAGAAUCAACAACACCCGUACAAUGAAGAACGAGCCAAACUUGUGCUGCUGUCCCUCCCUAACAAAGCUGGCGGAGAAGAACAGAGGCUGUCGGCGGCGUUGGCUCUUUCACGAACAGAUCUGGGUGGGCGUCCUCCCUUCUGUGCAGAACAGAUUUUUGGGGCUUCUUCUCCUUGUGCAGAUGCCAGCUGAUUGGGUAUUGGGUGUCCUCUUCUUCUGGGUGUGAACAGCAGAUGCGGGUGGCUGUGUGCUGGGAUUUGAGCGGCUGCGUGCUCGGGACCUCUCUUUCUUGUUCUCUUUUUCUGCUGAGCAGCAUGUAUAUAUAUAUAAUAUUAAAACCCUUAUUUCAUU